Molecule: messenger RNA, 1580 nt
Organism: Conger conger (European conger)
Lineage: Eukaryota; Metazoa; Chordata; Actinopteri; Anguilliformes; Congridae
Product: rab GDP dissociation inhibitor beta-like
Exons: 11
Coding region: 124-1464 (446 amino acids)
Biological process (GO): small GTPase-mediated signal transduction; vesicle-mediated transport; protein transport
Cellular component (GO): cytoplasm
Molecular function (GO): Rab GDP-dissociation inhibitor activity
Source: RefSeq, a predicted model, not a curated record
GACCCGUUUGACGUGGCCAAGUCUCAGCGUUGGCGAGUACGGUCCAUGGUGUCAUCGCUCUCCAUUUUGCUUCGUUUUGAGUUGCAGGGGAAGAAAUAAAAAAAACCAGACACAACUCGCAAAAUGAAUGAAGAAUACGACGUUAUCGUUCUAGGGACCGGACUUACGGAAUGCAUCCUUUCCGGGAUCAUGUCCGUAAAAGGGAAGAAGGUGCUGCACAUGGACCGGAACCCGUACUAUGGAGCAGAGAGCGCAUCCAUCACCCCCCUGGAGGACCUCUACACGCGGUUCAGCCUGCCUGGCAGCCCCCCGGACUCCAUGGGGAGGGGGAGGGACUGGAACGUGGACCUCGUCCCCAAGUUCCUGAUGGCCAAUGGUCAGCUGGUCCGCAUGCUGCUCAUCACUCAGGUGACCCGCUACCUGGACUUCAAGGUCAUCGAGGGCAGCUACGUCUACAAGAAGGGGAGCAUCUUCAAAGUGCCGUCCACCGAAACAGAGGCGCUGACCAGCAGCCUGAUGGGAAUGUUCGAGAAGCGGCGUUUCAAGAAGUUUCUGGAGUUUGUCUCCAACUUCGACGAGAACGAUCCCAAAACCCUGCAGGGCGUCGUCCCGACGAAGACCACGAUGCGCGACGUCUACAAGAAGUUUGACCUGGGACAGGACGUGGUGGACUUCACCGGACACGCCCUCGCCCUCUACAGGACCGACGACUACCUGGACCAGCCAUGCUUGGACACCAUCACCAGAAUCAGGCUGUACAGCGAAUCUCUGGCCCGAUACGGGAAGAGCCCUUACCUGUACCCUCUCUACGGCCUGGGAGAGCUCCCCCAGGGCUUCGCCAGAUUAAGUGCCAUUUACGGAGGCGUCUACAUGCUGAACAAGCCAAUCGAAGAGCUGGUGAUGGAGAACGGAAAGGUGGUGGGCGUCAAGUCGGAGGGUGAGGUGGCCCGCUGCAAACAGCUGAUCUGUGACCCCAGCUACGCCAUGGACCGUGCCAGCAAGGUGGGUCAGGUGAUCAGAGUCAUCUGCAUCAUGAACCACCCCAUCAAGAACACCAGCGACGCCAAUUCCUGCCAGCUCAUCAUUCCGCAGAACCAGGUCAACAGGAAGCACGAUAUCUACGUGUGCAUGAUCUCCUCGGCCCACAACAUCGCAACCACGGGUAAGUACGUGGCCAUCGUCAGCACCAUGGUGGAGACCAGCAACCCCGAGGGGGAGAUUAAACCUGCCCUGGACCUGCUGGAGCCCAUCGAGCAGAAGUUUGUGAGCACCAGUGACCUGUACAGCCCUGUGGAUAUGGGCACAGAGAGCCAGAUCUUCAUCUCCCGGUCCUACGACGCGACGACUCACUUCGAGACCACCUGCGACGACAUUAAGGACAUCUACAAGCGCAUGACGGGCGCGGACUUUGACUUUGCAGAAAUGGAACGCCAGAAGUGCGACAUCUUCGGUGACACGGAGUAGCAGAGCGUCUCCGUUUAUUCUAUAUCACUGACAACUGUUAAUCAGAAAAUAUUACUGGCUUACGAUGUUAUGUUUUGCGAAUCUUAAUAAAAAAAGGGUAUACAUUUGUAUUGAUA